This is a messenger RNA of Phytophthora infestans T30-4, 1011 nucleotides long. RefSeq names its product Ammonium Transporter (Amt) Family. Gene Ontology annotation, cellular component: plasma membrane. NCBI's taxonomy places the organism in Eukaryota, Oomycota, Peronosporomycetes, Peronosporales, Peronosporaceae. Gene Ontology annotation, biological process: ammonium transmembrane transport. The transcript has a single exon. Bases 1 to 1011 code for a protein of 336 amino acids. Gene Ontology annotation, molecular function: ammonium channel activity. The record is from RefSeq and is a predicted model, not a curated record.
AUGAAGUUUGGUAGCUACCUGCUUUUCAUCCUGCUGUGGACGUCCAUCGUAUACGACCCUCUGGCUCGUUGGAUGUGGUCGCUCAAGCUCGAUGAAAUCUGGGAGAUCACUGCAAUGGGCUGGGAAGGCAAGAUGGGUGCGCUCGAUUUCGCUGGUGGUACAGUCAUUCACGUCUCCAGUGGGUUUGGUGCCCUUGUGGCCGCCAUUGUGGUGGGGAAGCGAUACAACCACGGCGAGCCUGUGAAGCCGCACAACGUACCCUUGGUGAUGAUCGGUGCCACGCUGCUAUGGUUCGGCUGGUUUGGAUUCAACGCCGGAUCUCAGGGGGCGGCUGACGGCGUUGCUGCGAUUGCUGCUAUCAACACGCAUCUAGCGCCAUGUGCUGGAUUUUUGACCUGGUCAGCUCUUGAGUUCGCUUUCCACAAGAACUUUGAUCCUUGCGGUGCCAUCAGUGGAGCAGUUGCUGGACUUGUGGCCAUCACCCCAGGCUGUGCCUUUGUGUACCCGUGGGCUGCUGUCAUCUUUGGCGUCGUCGGUUCUGCGACUGGUUUCGGUGCUGUCCACCUCAAGAACGUUCUGCGUUAUGAUGAUACUCUCGACUCCUUCGGUAUCCACGGCUGCGGCGGCUUCAUGGGCGGUCUGCUUACGGGUCUAUUCGCCACCUCCGAGAUAAACCCGUCUAUUGAAGGCGGUGCAUUUUACGGCCACGGAAUGCAGUUCGUACACCAACUCGUUUCACAGUGUGUGGCAGCUGCGUACUCGGCAGUGGUGACGUUCCUCAUCCUAAUGGCGCUUAAGUACACGGUGGGUCUUCGCGUCUCGGAGGAGAAAGAAGUAAACGGCAUGGAUAUUUCGUACCACGGUGGCCAGGCUUACGACUACAGUGCACAUGGCGGGCUUAGCUCUCCUACUGUUAAGGCGGCUAACCCUCCCGUUGGCGACUUCAUGAGCAUGAUGACUUCUGGCCAGCCCAGUGGAAAUGGAGCUAACCAUAUUGCGAAUGAACUUUAA